GUUCAGAGCAGGAAGAUCAUGAAGCACACGGUGAACGAGCGCGCGCGGAAGGUCCUCGAGCUUGCACAGCGGUGUGCAAAGGCCGCGCCCGCGAUCCUCGAUGGCGAUGGCCUCGAGCGCACGGAAGACACGCCCGAGGAGCGCGCGCUCAUGCGUGAACUUGCCGCUGCGUCGAUCGUGCUGCUCAAGAACGAGGGUGGCGUCCUCCCGCUGAAGCCCAAGGUGCAAGGCAUCAAGAAGAUCGCGAUCGUCGGCGGGAACGCGAAGGCGGCGGUGCUGAGCGGCGGCAGGUCCGCUGCCCUGAAGCUGAGCUUUUUCGUGAGUCCAUAUGACGAGAUCGUCGCAGCCCUCGGCAAGGUCACGCCCGACGUCGAGGUCACGUACUGCGAGGGUGCAAGGGCGUACAUGCUCACGCUGAGCCUCGACUGGGACAUGUUCACCGAGGAUGGCCGGCGCGGGUGGAUGGGUGCGUGGUACGCGCACGAGAGCGAUGAGAGCAUGGUGCCAGUGAAGGAGCCACUGAAGACGCAGUACAUCGAUGAGACGAGGAUAGGCUGUAGCACGAGCUAUCCCGUGGAGCUGAUGAAGCGCUGGACGCUCAAGGUAACGGGCUUCCUCAAGCCGUGCGAGACCGACUGCGACUUUGAGUUCGGGCUCUCGUCCGCCGGGCACGCGAAGCUGUACAUCGACGGCAAGCUCGUGAUCGAUAAUUGGACACGCCAGACGUGGGGCGACGCGUUCUUCAGCUCGGGAUCGACAGAAGACAAGGGCGUGGUCCCGCUCAAGGCAGGCGUCAAGCAUGAGAUCGUCGUCGAGUACUGCAACAUGUGCGCGCCGGCGGCGGCCGACCCGGACGAGGCGGUGAUGGACUCUAAUCUGGGCGUGCGGCUCGGCGGGGCGAUGGUGGAGGACGCGGACGCGCUGAUGGCGUGCGCGGAGCUUGUCGCGGCCGAGGCGGAUGCGGUGGUCGUCGUCGUGGGAUUGAACGUGGACUGGGAGACGGAGGGGUACGAUCAGACGACGCUUGCGCUCCCAGGGCAGACAGACGAGCUCAUGUGGCGCGUGGUGAGGGCGAACAAGUGCAAGCGCACGGUGGUCGUGAUGCAGGCGGGGUCGGCGAUCACGAUGCCGUGGGCGGAGGAGCCGGGCGUGCUGGGGAUCGUGCAUGCAUGGUAUUUGAGGAACGCGACGGGCGAGGCGGUGGAGGAUGUUUUGGUUGGGAGGAUGAAUCCGUGUGGGCGGAUGAGCUUGACGUUUGGGAGGAGGUUGGAGGAUUAUGCGAGUUUUGGGCAUUUUCGGUCGGAGAAUGGCAAGGUGCGGUAUGGAGAGGAUUUGUUUGUGAGAUACAAACGUUUUCAUCAUCGCGGGAUCACGCCGCAAUGGCCCUUUGGCUACGGUCUCUCCUACACGAUGUUCGCUUUCUCCAACUUCUCC
This is a messenger RNA of Laetiporus sulphureus 93-53, 1434 nucleotides long. Its product is annotated as glycoside hydrolase family 3 protein. Gene Ontology annotation, molecular function: beta-glucosidase activity. Lineage: Eukaryota; Fungi; Basidiomycota; Agaricomycetes; Polyporales; Laetiporaceae. The annotation marks the transcript as partial. Gene Ontology annotation, biological process: glucan catabolic process. The record is from RefSeq and is a predicted model, not a curated record. The transcript has 8 exons.